Molecule: messenger RNA, 1712 nt
Organism: Phycodurus eques (leafy seadragon)
Lineage: Eukaryota; Metazoa; Chordata; Actinopteri; Syngnathiformes; Syngnathidae
Product: serine/threonine-protein phosphatase 2A catalytic subunit beta isoform
Exons: 9
Coding region: 212-1141 (309 amino acids)
Biological process (GO): peptidyl-serine dephosphorylation; mitotic cell cycle
Cellular component (GO): cytosol
Molecular function (GO): protein serine/threonine phosphatase activity
Source: RefSeq, a predicted model, not a curated record
GCACAUCGGCUAGCCGCCGCCUCCUUUCUGCCGCUCUGGUGUGUCUUUCUGACCUCCUCACUCCCCCGUCUCGUUUCGGCUCGAAUUUAUCCUCGCUUGUUUAUCAUGAUCAAUUUCGACCGAACGGCUUGCUAAUUGUCGGUGGAAUCGUUGAUUUUGCGAGCAGUUAGGUCGCUAACGCAGCUAGUUUAGCGGAGCUACUGCGGCUGUCAUGGAAGACAAAUCUUUUACGAAGGAGUUGGACCAAUGGAUCGAACAGCUAAAUGAGUGCAAACAGCUUUCGGAAAACCAAGUGAGGACACUCUGCGAGAAGGCCAAGGAGAUUCUGACCAAGGAGUCCAACGUCCAGGAGGUGCGAUGCCCGGUGACAGUGUGCGGUGACGUGCACGGUCAGUUCCAUGACCUGAUGGAGCUCUUCAAGAUCGGCGGCAAGUCCCCCGACACCAACUACCUGUUCAUGGGAGACUACGUGGACAGGGGCUACUACUCAGUGGAGACGGUCACACUGCUCGUCACGCUAAAGGUGCGUUUCCAGGAGCGGAUCACCAUCCUGCGAGGGAACCACGAGUCCCGUCAGAUCACCCAAGUGUACGGCUUCUAUGACGAAUGCCUGAGGAAGUACGGCAACGCCAACGUGUGGAAGUACUUCACAGACCUGUUUGACUACUUGCCACUCACCGCGCUGGUGGACGGACAGAUCUUCUGUCUCCACGGAGGCUUGUCGCCUUCCAUCGACACCCUGGACCACAUACGAGCUCUGGACCGCCUGCAAGAGGUCCCACAUGAGGGCCCUAUGUGUGACCUGCUGUGGUCAGACCCCGAUGACCGCGGCGGCUGGGGCAUCUCACCCCGAGGUGCGGGUUACACCUUCGGGCAGGACAUCUCCGAAACCUUCAACCACGCCAACGGCCUGACGCUGGUGUCGCGCGCCCAUCAGCUGGUUAUGGAGGGCUACAACUGGGGCCACGACAAAAACGUGGUGACCAUCUUCAGUGCGCCCAACUACUGCUACCGCUGCGGGAACCAGGCAGCCAUCAUGGAACUGGACGAUACCCUCAAGUACUCUUUCCUUCAGUUUGACCCGGCCCCCCGCCGUGGUGAACCCCAUGUGACCAGACGCACUCCCGACUACUUCCUGUGAAUGUUCGACGCCGUCCCCGUUCGUCUCCCUCUUUCUCUUUCCUCCCUCAUCACUGUACCGAGGAGAAAAGAAACGAUUGGCUGAAAAACAUUACCCAAGUUAAAGUUAGUGCGCCUCCCCAAUCCCGUUUUCAUCUCGCCCCCCCACACACUCGUGUUUCCACUCUGCUGUCGUUAACGCUGUGCUACACGUGCAACAAAGAUGUUUUCUUUUUUUCUGUUUGACAUGUUUUUAACACAUAAUAAAACUUCCAAGGUGGACCAAAUGUGCCAUAUUCUGAUCCUUCCUCCCCCUCUCAGCCCUUUUUUUUUAUUUUUUAUUUUAUUUUUUUAUCCCUGACUUAUCCGACCACAUCACCACACGUUGCCACAUUUGUGCUUUUUUUUUUUCUUUUUUUUUUCUUUUUUCCUUCCUCCGAAACAAAGAGGACCACUGAGAAAAAAAAAACGUUUGCUUCAAGUAGUCCCGCUGUGAGUAUUAGCUGCAGCGCUGUUCAUCAAGUCUGCAACUAUAUUACUGUAAUUUGAGACCACACAACUAUCAAUAAUAAAAUGUCCUGUUGACAAACUCA